Caenorhabditis angaria is the source of this 6732-nucleotide messenger RNA. Lineage: Eukaryota; Metazoa; Nematoda; Chromadorea; Rhabditida; Rhabditidae. The record is from the annotation of a GenBank genome assembly.
AUGACGGCUGUCGCAUUGUUGGGUGAAGAAAUGGCGAAAAAGAUUUCAUUGUCUGAACCAGUUUCAAAAAGCCCCAAAAAAUCGAGUGCAGUCAGUUUGCUCUCUUCGUCUUCAAGUGAGUUUUAAUUUUUGCAGAAAACAAUAAAUUUGAAUUUUAAAAAUUGCAGGCGAAGAUCCACCAAGAAAAAAGAGUUCGCUCAAGGAAAAUAUUGCCAAUGUUUUGAGAUCGCCAAAUUUUUUGCUUCGCAGAGAAGCGACAAAGUGAGUUUGAAGAAAAAAUUGGUGGAUACAGUAAUCCAAGAAUUUUGUUGUGGAACUUUUGGAAAAUUUUGUAGGAAUCUUUUGAAGGAAUUUUUUGAAAAUACGGUAAUUUAGAAAUGUUGUAAUACUUAUUUUUCAUUAAAAAAACCUUCUCUUUAAUUUAAUUUCGUAUUUUAUUUCAGACUUCGAUGGGAUCAAGUUCGUGAUCGACUUCGCUUGAAUCGCAUCAAAAUUUCAAUAAAAGAUCGGAGUCGCAGUCGAAAAUCUUCAAAAUCUAGUUAGUUUAUCCUAUUUAUUUAUUACUUAUCCCCUGAUUGGCUUAUCUUUGAUAAUCCUAAAAAAAAUUGGAUCAGGAAAAAAUGAGAACAAGAUUAUAAUUUUGUUUUCUCAUCUUCAUUGUCAAAUACCAAGUUUUGGGGUUCAAAAAUAGAGUUGAAUCUUGAGUUAUUUUUAGAAAAGAAACUCGAAUAAAAUCAAAUAAAAUUGAAUCAAAUCUGCUGACCCGAUGCAUGUUUUUUUCUUCCGCGAAAUAUUUUUGCAGCCGGAGAAAAAUUGCUUUUUUCGUCUCACACGAUGUGAAAAAAAUGUGUUAGUAAGCUGAAAACAAUUAUCAAAUCACGUCAUUUGACAGACAGACAACUGUGUUUUUCUGCGUUUUUUUUUUCUCAUUUGAUAGGUUCCUCUUUGUGUAACAAAUAUAUCUAUAUCAUAUAUUACUUUUUCACACGUGUUUUAUUUUUUUCCUAAUUUUAGAACUUUAUAUUAUAAUCACAUCACUUGUUUUUGAACAAUACUUAUAAUUAAAAAUUUAUUUUCUGUAUGAGUUAUUUUUAAAUAGAAAGUUUCUGAUGAGGAACUAAAUUUUCACACUAUUUUCUAAAAAAAUUAACGAUGUGAGAAAAUUAGCAUAUUUGAUACAGCGAAACGUAAACUGUGACGUGGCAAUUUAAAACAAAAUUUUAAAAAACCAUGUUUUCCGAUACCUUUUUACGUGAACUUCUAUCUUGGCAUUUAGGAACUUCAUUUUAAAAUUUAACUGGGAUCACAAAAAACGCUAAUGGAAUCUUAGGUUCCAAAAGAAACUUCAAAAUCACUUUCAAUGUGGAUUGUUUUUCCAAUUCUCAAAUUUUUCUUCAAAAAACUUGUCACGUCAUUUUUAGAAAAUUCAAAUCAUAACUGACAGAUAUACCUUUUCUUUUGUAUAUCAGUGACAUUUCUGAAAAAUUAUGAUUAAAAUAUACUGAAAUAAUUAUUUUUCUCCUAAAUUUUCGAAAAUUCAUACUACAAACUCCAUAAUUUUAAGUUCAUUCAAUUAACAAAAAAUAUUAAUAGCCAUAGUUCAAAACUGAUGUCAGUUUUUCCUUCUUCAUUUCUCUCAUUUUUUUUGUUAUUUUUUUUUGUUCCCCCAAGGGACAUGUCAUGUUUUUCGCUGUUAUCUUCUCGCCAUUUUCCCCCUCGUUUUUUUCGAUUCUUCAGGCAGGCACCAAAAGAGAAGGCGGAGAAUAUUGGAGAAGAAAAAACGGACCACUCAUUUCUCUCUUUAUUUUUUGCUCUUCAACUUUGAGUUGAAAAUAUAUACUUUUCAUUGUUUUUGAUUUUAUUUCUCACAAAUUCAAAGAAUAUCAAUAAUAGUAAUGAGGGGCGAAACAUUUUUGUGUCGUGUCGUGCAAACUGAGCUUUCAUCCAAAGUGUCUCAAAUUUCCUCUCACUUUUUCGUUGCUUUGAAUUUUAUUUUAUGUUUUUCGAUCAUGGUUCUAAAAAAAACAAAACCAAACCAUUAUUUUCCUUUUUUCACACCGAUUCCAACCAAUAAAAUAAGGAAAUUUUCCCGAAAUUUAUGAUCGACGAAAAUUGAAAAAAGCCGAGAAAAUUGAAUCACGCGAUUUUUCCGUUUUUCUGGGAGCCAUAAGAAUUCCUUUUUGCUCCCUCCUAUUCUAUUCUUAUUGUUGUUGUUCCAAUUUUUCUUCCGCAUUUUCUUUUUUUUCAAAAAUGAACACUGAAUAUCUACAGUAAUCUACAGUAUGCCACUGAAACGCCGGUUACCCAGAAGUAUAUCGGCACCAAUUUUUGAAAAAUCAUCGCGUCGAAAUGUUAUUGAUAUUCUUACUUUGAAACUUCGAGAAUUUUUACCGUUCAGUAAGUUGAAAGUAUUUGGAUUAUUUGAGAAAAGUUUUUGAAAAAUAAGAGCUUCAUUAAUAGUAACAUUUUUGGGGAUUUUUAAUAGAUCUUUUAUUAAUAUUCCAUUGGUGAUCUUUCCAUUUUCGAAUAAUUUUCUAGAGUUUUUAUCAUUUGUCGAUUUGAUGAAAGGAUCUCACAAACUUGUCAGUAUCCCCUGAAGAAAAUUUUUUAUCGAGAUAAUCCAACCUUUAUUUCUGAGGAACCCCCAUAUUUUAUGGACCCUUAGAUUUUGACAAAGCCAAUUUUUUGCCAACUUUUGUAAGCCAUGACGUUUCUGAAAAAUAAGUCGUUCAAAAAUGCUUCCAUAUGAUGAUGUCUUUUGUUUUUGUCUCGUUAAAAUUUAUGAGAAAAUGACUUACAGUAACCCAAUGCACUUUUUUUUCUAAUUUCAAAUCAAAUUUAAUUUCAUUUUCAAUUCUUCAACAACAAAAAAAACAAAGAAUUUAUUUUUUCAUUCUUCUUCUAACCAACUCAAAUGUUAAUCUUUUAAUUCUGUGCUUUUUUGAGUCUCAAAAUGUUUUCUUUUUCUUCGCUUCUUUUCAUUUUUUUUCUGUGGCCAAUGAAUAGGAAAUGAGAAGAAGAAAAAGGAAAAAAAGAAGGCUGGAAAAUGAAGCGAUGAAAAAAAAAACGAAGAGCAUCCAAUUAUUUUUCGAUCACACUUUGAACUAACAAACAUUUGAAUGAAUGCUAAAUUAGCAAAAUUCAAAUAAAAAUUAUCCUUUAGUGUUCAAAAAAAACUAAACUCCUGAAAAAUUGUAACAUUCCAUGGGAGAUUUUUGCCAAAACCUUAAGUCUUGGUCCCUUUUCUGGUUCCUCGAGGAACUCAAAAAGUAUGAGUUCCUAGAAAAUCGUCACUUUUCCUGAACUUAAUUAAAAGUUUUUGUCGCAUCAACCGGAAAUAUGAGAGCGCGAAAGGAAAAAAAGUGGAAAAAACAAAACAAAAAUGUGUGCGUCAUUUUUGGUUGCCUAACUCAUAAUUGGGUUGGAAUAAAAAUAAAAUAAAAUGGAAGGAAGGAAAAGUUUGCAAAGGUACUGUAGGUGGAGGGAUUUGAUACUUUGGAACAGAUUUACUUACAGUAAUAGUUAUCUCUAGAGAGGGAAACGAGGAAACUCCGAAAAUAUGUUAAAGAACUAUUCUGCGGUUAAACAUUUUAUUGAUUAUUUAAAAUACGUUUCAAUUUUCUCUGAAUAUGAUUUUUUUAUUUUUCGAAUAGAUCUCUCUAUUCGAUAUACGGUAUCUUCACUCGAUAUUUUAAGCUUCGUUUUUUUACCAACCUGGAAUUUCCAGAAUUCUUGAACAAAAAAACUAGACAAUUUUAUAUCAAAAAACAAUUUUUAAUUUUCUCUGAAUCUGAUUCACUUUUCUAUUUCUAAAUUAAUUAAUUUUCGCUCAAAGAGUUCUCAACCUACUUUUUUCGAAAAUAAGUAAAACUUGUUGCAACUUUCCGAGAAAAAAACUACAGUACUCUCUAGCUCCUAAAAAGACCAAAGACUUGUGUCGUAAAUCAUUGCUGCUGCCAAGUUUGUUUUUUCGUGUGGUAAACACUUCUUCUUCUUCUUCUUUCCCAAAGGAAUCCCUUUUUUGACCUCGCAAAAAAUCAAAAAAAGAAAUUCUGACAUUUUUCGAGGGACGACUAAAAUAACUUGAUAUUUAUUUUUCAGCUUUCGGAAAUUAGGUAAUCAUAAUUUCCGAUAUCCUGGUUAUUUUGCAGAAACAAAAAAUAUUUUAGUUUGUGUCAUUGUGCAGUGGAAUCUGGUGUUUGGUUGAUCAAAGUUUUUUGUUUCAUUUUAUGACUUGAGGUUUAGAGAGGAUUAUUUGAAAUUGAAAGAAAGAGAAAACAAUUUGUGUGGGGGUUCAGAAUUUUUUUGAGAAACCUUUGAAAAAUAUGCCUGUUAUUUUAUUCAAAACUCAGUUUUUUUUUCCUCGAACAAUGGAAAAAUUCAAUUCUUUUGUUUUACUCAAAUUUCCAUAAUUUAUGACUCAAUUUUCUUCAAAAAGCUUCAAAAUUUCAAAUUAAAAUUCAGCAAAGAAAUGGUUGAUAUUUUGACCUCGAACACUUCCUUCUUUUCUUUUCUCAACAUCAUAAGCUCGGCAAAAAAUACUUUUUUUUUUUUGAAAAACCCGGAAAUCAGCCAACAAAAAACGUGCGGGUAUUUUUCAAAUAAAUAGACGCAGACAUACACUAAAUUCAAUUCGAUGCAGAAAAAACGGGGAAAAUGCGAAGAUGGCUCCGCCCAUUUUUUGGCUCUCCGUGUGCCAGCAGAUUUUUUUCCAUAUUUUUUAUUCGAAUAUUUAUUUUAUAAUUUUAAUAUUGAGAAAAAGAAUAUCUAUCCCAGAGGGCAAAAAUUGGAAAAUGAGAUCGCCUAGAAAACUAUUGAAACAAUUGUCGAUUUCAAGAGGUUUGCAUCAAAUAUUUUUGGGAAUAAAAUUAGAUCCCUGGGGUUCCCGAAGUCCCUGACUUUUUUGGUUUUUGAAAAUCUUGAUUUUUCAGGAGAACGUCGACGUCGAUCAAAUGAUCAAACAAAUGUUCCAACACCGCCAGCUUCUGCAAAUUCGAUCGGCUCAAAUUGUGUUCCAGCAUCGCCAAGAUUGAGGUAAUUUUAGAAUGUUUUUGAGAUUUUCUCGCGAUUAGGUUCGCUAGAAUACAAACCUUCCAUUUCUGAAGUUAAAGGAGUUAACAUUAAAUAAAAAAUAUUUGAGACAGGAAACAAGUACUGUACGGCUUUUUCACUUGUGAGACAAUUUUUCGAAAUUCGUUUGAAAUUUAAUAAAUGCGAAACAUCUGGGUCUCGCGGCGGCGAGAAAAAGUACUGUAGUAAAAUAUUAUAUGAUCUUCUUGGUUCCCAAAUCUGAAAUCAUAGGGGUCUUGUUACUAAAAAGAUACUGUAGAAAGGCGAUUCCAAAAACAUUUUUUAUUUCGUCCAAAGACCUUGUCGGAUUAAUUUUCGAGGCCAACGACGAUUUUCUUAAAAAGGCUUAAAAAUGUUCUUGGCGAAAAAAAAUGACAAUCGGGUUAACUUUUGUUGAAUAGAAACAGACCAGACAUUUUCUCUCGAAAAUGUGUGAUUCAUAAGUUCAACAACAAAUCGAAUCAUCUCGAAAAGUCAUACAUUUUCGCUGAAAUCCAUACUAAUCUUGAGCCAAACAAAAUGAUGAUGUUUUUUCAUUUUCUGUGUAUAAUUUUGCCUGAUUUGUUAUUUAUUUCAAAUGACGAUAAUUCGGUUUUUUCCCUCCAAUCCUCUUCUCUCGUUUUUUUCUUUCUUUUUUUUUUGAUUAUUAGAUUAGAACAAUUCGGCUGUGACCGCAUUUUUCGCACAUAAUAAAAUAAAGUGAAAGAGGCUCCCUUUUCAGCUUUAAAAUAAGGGAGGAAACCGGGGGGAAAUAUCGAAUUUCAAUCUGACGAGGAAUGAGAUCAGUUUUUUGUAGACAAAGUGCAGCGAGAUCAUAAAAACGAAUAGCAAUUAUAGGAGGAUAAUUGAAAAAUACUUAACGUUUCACUUUACUAAAAAAAACAGUUGAUCAUCUAAAAACAUCAUAAUUGGCUUCAUUAAUUAAUAAUUAAAAAUAAUAUUUUUGCAGUCCAAACGAAUGGCAAUUUGCAUUUGAUCAUGUUAUUUAUGAUCCAGAUGGCAGAGCACAAUUCACCAAAUUUCUUCAAUCAGAAUAUUCCGAAGAGAAUAUUCUUUUCUGGUGGGCAGUUGAAGAAUUAAAAGCAGUCAGUUCUUCAGAAGGUCGGAAGAAAUUCGAACAAACAGUUCAAGAAAUGUAUGACACUUUCAUUGCUGCCGAAUCGCCAUUGGCUAUUAAUAUUGAUCAUGAUACAAGAACUGAUAUCAUUGAAAGGUUUUUUAUUGAAUCGAUUAUUUUAAAUUUCAACAUUUUAUUUUCAGAGUUGAGGGAAAAGAUGCGACAACAUUUCCGGAAAAUAUUUAUGAAAGAGCACAAGCGCAUGUUUAUCGGCUAAUGGAAAAGGUACAGUAAUUUAUGCUAAUCCUUCGAUUUUCUGAAACAUAAAAAAACCACGUUUCAGUUUUGUUUCUUGGUGAAAAAUAAGAAGAUAGGAUAAGAUUAGAUUAGCACAUUAGUUUUUCGUUUCUAUUUUUCUAAUCCGAUAAAUCUUCGAAAGAAAAGGGAACAUUUUUUCACAAUUUUCUGAAAAAUUCAUUGAUUUUCUUUUUUUGCAGGAUUGUUUCUCACGAUUUGUUCACACAAAUGCUUACAAAGAUGUUGCCAAAAAACUAUCAUUGCCUCAAACUUUUCGGUUUAACGUCCGACUUUCACCAGGAACCUAA